AAAAGAAAAGAACAAAAACUUUGGAUGUCUUUCUGAAUCCUAAAGCCACAACUGAGGCACAUUUGCUUCCCAGAUGGACUCUCAGAUCAAAACAGGGAAGGCUUACCUCCAACCACGCAAAGCUGGAAAAAGAUGGAAGCCUGUGUGGUUGUCUCUGUUUCCUCAGAGCAGCAGUGGAGUGGGUCGACUGGAGAUCCUGGAUGUGGGAGGUGUCGGUGUUGGAGGUGAUCAUGGUGCAGGAGUCAGGAGACACCACCAGGUUCAUGUGGACAGGAAGGUGAAGGUGGUCCGACUGUCUGAGCUGAUCAGUGUCCUCCGACUCCCCCCAAACGCUGAAGCCUGUCCCAUGGAGAACAUGACAGCUUUUUGUGUGGAGACGCAGGACAGAACAAUGGUGUUUGCUACACUCAAAGAUGACUGUGUGGAGUGGGUAGAAAAACUGUGUCAAAGCACAUUUCAGAGAGGUGGUGGCUCAGGCUCUAACCAGCUUCAUAUGGAGGAAAACCAGAUUUACGCCUCAGCAGAUGAAGCCUCAGAGUUCUGGGUGGUGGUCCAGAGGACCGAGGCAGCGACACGUUGCGGCCUGCAGGGGUCAUACUGGCUGCAGGUGAGGCCAGAGGCACUGCUGCUGAGAGAAACGCAGAAGAAGAACAUUGUCAGAGAAUGGCCAUAUGAACUGCUGAGACGAUAUGGAAAGGAUAAGAUGGCCUUAACCAUUGAAGCAGGUAGACGCUGUACCUCUGGUCCUGGAUCAUUCACAUUUGAGACACAGCAAGCUGAAAAUAUAUUCUCCUUGAUCCAGAGUACCAUCAAACGGAAGACUUCCACUGUUCCUUCAGGCAACCAAAACCAAGAGGGUGAGAAAGUUAUCAUCACCAAUAUACAGGCUCACUCCCCUCUCCCCAAAAUACCUGAUAUGACCAGCAUCAGUGCCAUUCUAGAGAACAAGCUGAGGACACAGGAGAGUGUGCCUGCUCAGAAGGAUUCAUCAGAGUGUAUAUCAGCACAGCCAGCUCCCAUCACCCUCAUGCCUCUCCCAUUGGUCCCCACACAUGACAGCCACUCUGGAGGCAGUCUUAGCGGCCAAUCAGAAGUUGUAUAUGCUGACCCAGCGGAUUGCAUUCAAUCUGUACCAAAACCGCAAACCAACACGGGCCUGUAUGUAGACCCUGCAUGUGUUCUGCCGCUUAAACCUCCCAGUUGCCCACCCGCUGUCAACCCCGCUCCUAACGCCGCUGCUUCAAAUCCCUGCUUUACCAUCGAUCACCCAGAUUCAGUCUACUCUGAGGUGUACGACAAAAUCAGCCCUGUCAAAAAACAAGCUUUCAUUCAGAGCAAAGGAAAAGCAAAGCGUUUUGCAGAUGAUGAACCCAUUUAUACUGUGCCCAUCAGUAAGGAGGAAGUGUCUCAUAAAAAUGAAAGCAAACCAGACCCCUUUGCCCACCUUUAUGCACAAGUCUGCAAAACAACACCAUCAUCCAGCCCUUCUCCACCUCCUAACACCACCUCCUCCUGCCGUGCUCUCUCUCCUUCUGUUACUGCCAGUAUGAGCACAAUAAAAGCCCCAGACCCAGAUCUGGAUGAUGUAAUCUAUGAAAACCUGGGCAUCAUUUAAUUCAUGUGUAGCUUAAUACUAAAAUGCUUAAACCAAAUCUAUGCAUGACAUACAGUAUUUACAAUAACUGUGAGAGACUGUGGGAAUUCAUUGCGAAGCAUUAGACUGUACCUGGUUUAGCACUUCUCCUGCAUGGACACACCCUGAUGUGGGAUGUGUAUACAAGGAAUUGUUUAUUAUUUCUGAAGAAAAUGGCUGUUGUUGUGUUAUUGGAUAUCCAGAAAAUGUCAUGUAAACAAAGCUUCUUCUUCAUCAAAACUUGGUGCCUACAAUUCCCACAAUGCAACUCUGCCACUAACACUUAAGUGGGAAAUUCGAGUUAGUAGCAGUCAUUGUAACCUUGAGCUUCUAGCCUCAAACAGAGAUGACGAGCGGUCUAAUUAGCUCACUUCUUUCUCACUCCACACCAGUUUCAAACUUUCAGACCAAACUGGUGCUGCAACAGCAAUUCCUGACUCAACGUGCCCUGAUCAGAUCUGUGCUCUACAUGGAAAGCUACAGACAUUUCAGACAUUCAAACAUUUUUUUGUAUCAUCAUUAAUUUGACAAUAUUGACAUAAUAAAUACAUGUAUGUUGGUUUGCUUUUAGUAUUGUUUACUCAACUCAAAUAAGAAUGUUUACAUGAAAAUGUUCCGUGGUAUUUAAUUUUUCUCUGUUUUCAUUUUUUUAUUCAAUUGUUUAUAGUGCUGUAUAAAUCUAGAACGUUCCUCAAAGUGUUCAAGUGCUGUCCUGUCACCCCUCUCUAUAUGAACUAUAUAAAUGAUACCACAUACAGAGUAAUCACUGCAUGUACACUGUAUUUUUAAUAAAAAUUGUUAAAACUAAAUGAAGCUGCUGCUCUUAAAUCCUCCUUC
Larimichthys crocea (large yellow croaker) is the source of this 2470-nucleotide messenger RNA. It is a transcript of the gene dok1a, whose product is annotated as docking protein 1a. The record is from RefSeq and is a predicted model, not a curated record. NCBI's taxonomy places the organism in Eukaryota, Metazoa, Chordata, Actinopteri, Sciaenidae. The transcript is spliced from 7 exons. Gene Ontology annotation, cellular component: cytoplasm. The coding region runs from base 74 to 1615 and encodes 513 amino acids. Gene Ontology annotation, biological process: Ras protein signal transduction; cell surface receptor protein tyrosine kinase signaling pathway; positive regulation of MAPK cascade.